Drosophila ananassae is the source of this 2479-nucleotide messenger RNA. RefSeq lists its product as uncharacterized. Gene Ontology annotation, cellular component: mitochondrial outer membrane. The transcript has 7 exons. Lineage: Eukaryota; Metazoa; Arthropoda; Insecta; Diptera; Drosophilidae. The record is from RefSeq and is a predicted model, not a curated record. Bases 679 to 2388 code for a protein of 569 amino acids. Gene Ontology annotation, biological process: mitochondrial protein catabolic process; mitophagy by internal vacuole formation.
AUCUGGCUCUGUGGUCAUGACAUUCGUUCAGUCUGGUUUGGACUUCUACCGCGAUCGGUCGUGCUCCGCUCAACGCUCCACGAUUUUCCGACUUUCCGAUUUUCAAUUUGGGGAUCUUCUCCGGUGACUUGAUGUUUUUUUCGGAGGCGCGUGCUCAAACGGUAAACUCCGUGAAUCUGUGAAUGCCACAAGAGGGGCAGUGAGCGGUGGACAGACGAGAAGUUGAAGAAUUUCCCGUGGCAUUUGCCGCACAAAUGUUAGACGAGUUAAUGAAGUGCAAAAAUGUUUGUAGUCACUGUUGCCAAAUGAAAAUUACCAGGCCGAACACGAAGGCGCCGUCAACGCUUUGAUUUGCGGUUGCACAUUCUACGAGAUACCCAGAUACCAGAUACAAGAUACAGGCUGCCAGUACAAGCUACAAGCCCCCAGAGACAGUGCCAAAGUCAGUCACUUGACCCUGUCGCUUUCGGCAGCAAAGUGAAAAUUGUGGCCGAAGGGAAACGGUGGAGAAUCUGCAACUGCAACAGCGCGACUGUGACUUUUCUGGUGUCAAGUAGAAGAGGAGACCUGGAGAAUCUCCUGCGGAUUUAAGAGCUCGGAUUAGUGGCACACUUACCCACAAGCAGCGCUGGAAAAGCAUACCCACCCGACAGCAGUACUGGAUUUCAGCUCUUAACCAUGGAACCAACGCCCAAUAUGCUGAAACAGUUGCUGCUGAAGAACCACCAGGACGCAAUCCUGCAACUGCAGGGUCACACGCCGUCGCCCUCUCUGUCCCUCUCAGCUGUUUCGAUGGCGGACAGCCGGGAAAGGAUCCGAGGACCCUCGAGAGAUGGCCGAGAGUUUCUCACCAGUCCCAGGCAGGUUCUGCGCCGCCUGAUGCUCCUCUCCGAGGGCAGACAGUACAGGGAGGCUGCUGGUGUCGUUGGACGUCUGGGGCCUUCUGUUUUGAGGUCUGUUAUAGCCGAACUGCCCAUAGACUUGCUGCUGGAGCAUCUGCCACACAGUGCCUACCUACUGGAGUCGUUCUUCACCAGACUAACCACCUUGAACACCACGCCCAAACCGGAGGUUCCAAGCGAAACAGUUGUCUGGCAAUUGGUGCGUCUGUUUGCCAAUCCCCACGAGUCCGGUCUCCGCCAGAGAUGCACUCGGUUACUCCAGGCUCUGGCCCAAUAUGAGCCUGCUCUCCGGCAAACUGUAAGGGAAAGGAGACGCAGCUUCGAUAAUGCAGUUCAAGGACUCGGCGUCCACGGACUCACCACCGACGCCUCCGGGCAGCUCAUCUCGCUGCACGUGGCCCUCAAAACUGAGCUGCAGCGCCACGUGGACACCUACAAAAUGGCCAUUCACAAGCUGGAGGAGCUAAGCAUGGUGACUGUCAACCAGGACCCCGCCCACUCCUCCCAUCAGCGCCUGCUGGCCAUCAACUAUGGGGAUAUCCAGCAACGCCUGAUCGACAAUAAGACCCUCCUGACCAUGCUGGAUAAGCCGGCCCUGAAGCAGCUGCAAACUCUAGUGGAGAAUCUGAGCACACGAGUCGAGAACGACAAGGAGGUGUUGUCCUGUGUGGGUCAAGUGCGUCGUCUGGACGCACAGGCCCUCGCGGAGCGUCGACCUGCCGCCGGCCUGCUCAUGAACUUCUCCCGCGGUUGCGAGGUGGUGCUCCACAUGAUGGGACCUGAGGGAGGACCUCCUGGUCCUGCGCUUUCCGUGGGAAAGGUCUCGGUUCAGGGAGGCGCAGGAGGCAGCAGCUGCAGCGAUGGCUACCACUCGGAUGACUCUGGAAGCGAUGAUGGCAGCGAAAUGGUGUCGCUCUAUCGGAAUCUCUACGUGGAGAACCGAGCGGACGCCUUGGAGGCUUUGGACAGUCUUCCCCAGAUAAAACACGCGCACAGCCUCAAGGGAAAGAUACUCUUCUCCAUGAUCGUGCUAUCCUUCCGCCUGUGCCAUGGAAUGCGGGAGCGAAAGGUCCUUGAAGUGCGACGCACCCUGAACUGUGCCCUGGACAGCAGCAGUGAGACCACAUUGGCCCUGGACCGCUCCGUCCGCCAGCAUCUUCACGAGACCGCCGAGAACUUUCCGCUGGGCGAGAUCGAACGGAGUGUCUUCAACCAGGUGCUCUCCACGCUUCACGAAUAUCCCUGCCUGGAGUCCUGUCCUCCUUUGACCCACUACGUGAGUGCCUGUGUGCGACUGGCCUGGCGGAUGAUCAACCAGAAGUCACCUUAUUACCUGGACAUGGACUUUAAUCUGGGCUUCCUCCGGCCGGAAAAACAUGAACGACAUCCGCAGGCGGACCGGCGAUCGGACCUGAUCAAAGCCUUCCUGUGGCCCGCCCUGAUGCAGAACAACCAGUGUGCCUUCAAGGCGGUGGUGGCCACUUGAGGAUCGUCUUUAAGCUAAUACUAUUUGUACAUACUCCCCUGACUCCCCUUGUCACUUACCCAAUAAAUAUCUACCCCGUAUCUAAGCGUAA